This is a messenger RNA of Fulvia fulva, 1257 nucleotides long. RefSeq lists its product as uncharacterized. The record is from RefSeq and is a predicted model, not a curated record. The transcript has 7 exons. Gene Ontology annotation, biological process: peptidoglycan catabolic process; cell wall macromolecule catabolic process. Gene Ontology annotation, molecular function: lysozyme activity. The coding region runs from base 1 to 1257 and encodes 418 amino acids. NCBI's taxonomy places the organism in Eukaryota, Fungi, Ascomycota, Dothideomycetes, Mycosphaerellales, Mycosphaerellaceae.
AUGCCGUUCGAGGAAAGUCAUAGUGGCCUGCAUAGACGACCUGAACUGGAUUGCACAACGUGGUGCGACCAAGCCGCCGAAGUCGAACAGACAAUUCCAAGCCGACCAGACCGAUAUGCGUAUAUAGUACUUCAGCGCUCAGUGCCGACCACUCCUGGCGUGACAGGACGUCAGAUCGAUCAGACUGAAUUCAGUAUGCACUCCAAAAGAACACUCGCCCUUGCGGCGUUCGUUGCUACGACCCACGCUGCAAAUGGCAUCAAUCAAGCAGCAACACAGCUCAUCCAGGGUUAUGAGAAGUUCAUGGCUCGUCCAUACAAUGAUGGCUACGGCUACUGGACUGUAGGCUACGGGCAUAGGUGCAAACCCAACAACGCCCAAUGUCAAGAUGUACAGUGGCCACUGUCCGAACAAAGCGCCCAACAGCUCUUUGCUCGUGACAUUCAGCAAUACGCCACCUGCCUCACCAACUCUCUUUCCAAGUGCUUGAACGACAACCAGUAUGGUGCCCUAGUGUCCUGGACUUACAACGUUGGCUGUGGCCAGGAUGGCAUGGCGGGGUCUUCCCUCGUCCGACGUAUCAAUAAUGGGGAAGACCCGAAUACUGUGGCUGCCGCGGAGCUUCCUCGCUGGAACAAGGCUGGAGGGAAGGUUUCGAAUGGUCUUGUUGCCCGUCGACGAUCGGAGGUGCAGCUGUUCCAGAGAGGAAGCAGUGCACCGGGUAACUGUGGUCAAGGAGGAGGCGGUGGUGGCGGCGGAGGAGGCGGAGGCGGUGGUGGAGGUGGUGGUGGAGGUGGUUAUUCCGGCUACUCAGGUUACAGUGGGGGAUCGGGUGGUUCGGGUGGAUCAGGAGGAUCCUACAUUGACGGUGGUUAUGGCAACAGCCCAGGUGACUACUCAGGUUACUCAGGAGGAUAUGGGGGCAGCGGUGGAAGUUCUGGUGGCUCAGGAGGCGGCUCUUACUCUGGUGGAGGUGGUUCGUACGGUGGAAGUUCUGGCGGAGGAGGUUAUGGCGGCUAUAGCGGCGGAAGCGGCUCCAGCGGAUACUACCGUAAGGCAGACAAUGACGCCCAAGCUGCCGCGGCUCAGAAACCCAAGCCAACGGAUGCUGCGACGGCACCAGCAUCAACUUCGAUCCUGGAGGAUGCUACGCUGCCACCCAUUCCAUCAUCGACCACUGCGGCAGACUUCACGACAUUGGUUGAGGCGCGGGCAACCGAUGCUGCGGCACUCGCACCCAAGGCAUUUGUUGCGUAA